CAGCGUUAAUGAGCUAACGCUAGCUAGCUAAUUAUUUACUACUUGUAAGCUAUUAGCUAGGCUGGUGUGCACCGGAAGAGGAAAGAGCGAAGAAGCAGAUAAAGAAGUGAUGUUUAUGAGGCAGCAGAGCCUGGUGCAGCAGACCUUUGCUCACAUGAAGGAGAGUGAUGGUGACGAUGUGAGCUGCAGCACAGAUACCUCCAGGUGGUCCACUCCCUCCAGACUGCGCUGUGGCUCUAAUAGCUCACACUACUCAUCUGACUUUGAAGACCAGGCUGACUCGCUUACAGACAGGACCCUAGAUGUCAAGACAUCAGACAAAUGGCAGGAAUCUAACACAUGUGGAAGACAAAAAGGUAAAAAAGCACAAGGGCCCAACAAGCAGAAGACAAACCACACCGCAUACUGCCAAGUCCUAAAGUUGCCCCCGAUCAAGCACCUGCAGGUUUCAAACACGAGGAUCCAGUCUGCCAACUUGAACAGCAUCAGGGAGCUAAAGAGCCAGGUGUGGGAUCUGCAGCAGCAGCUGAGUGAAGCCAGGACUGAGAACAAGCUGCUGAAGAGCCUGCAGCAUCGCCACACGGUGGCACUGAAGCACUUCCAACAGUCUGAGGGCAGCAUCUCACAGAUCCUCACCAAGCACAGCAACAAGGCCCGAGUCCUGCAGGGGUUGCUCCGUGAGACCAGUGCCUGCCGUGACAAUCUGGCAAGGCAGCUACAAACCACAGAAAAUAAGUUGCGAAGCACAAAGGUCCGUCUCCAGCACCUGCAGCUGCUCAGCCAGGACCACAGCCUGCUGGAGAGGGAGGAACUCACCUUCAGGCUGGCCAGGGCCUCUGCAGAGCUGGAGAACAAGGACAAGAGGAUACUGGACUUGGAAAAGAAUCUUGAGUUGAGCCGUGCCUCGUUCAAUCGCCAAAUAAUGACCGAACAAAGAAAGAUCAACGAGGCGAGAAAGAUAUCCCGCUAUCGGCAAGAACAAAUAUAUCAGCUGAACAAGGCGAUUCAAGAUAGAGAGAGGAAUCUGGACACACACAAUAUUUACUUCCACAGAUUCUCAAAAGGAUCUUCCAAAAAAGGCAGUGAGAGCAAGAUGGUUCAAACAGAUCGAUUAAUCCUUCUCCCCACCGAGGCUGCGAGUCUUUUGGAGUUAGAGUUUAGAGAGAUUGAAGAAACGCUGGAAGAGCAAGAGAGCUCUGUGAACUGGUGUUGUUACAAUCCAGAGCAGGAGUCUUUGCGAAUAGACGAUCCAGAGACAGAGGUUUCUGCAAAUAUCACGUUAGAAGAGGUUCACCCAGAGGAUACUGAGACGCGUGCUGACAGAGAGCAGAGUAUUUCAGAUGAUGGCCAAGAAUAUCAAACUGAGGAAGAUUGUGCAGAAGAAAGGGAGACACCAGAGGCCCCUCAGGCGUCUGAAGAGGAGCCCAAAACAGAGGAACAUGAGAGCGAGAUGUCCUACAUUUUGGAAAAGUCUCUGAAUACAACUGAACCCAGGAGAAAAGGAUACAAGCUCUCCAAAUUCAGACGGAACUACGCAUUUAAACCAUCUAUUGAAAACAUGCACAGUGGAAGACCUGCCUACAGCAUUGUGGAAUUUAGUCCCUGUCAAAGCGCCAAAAGCCUGAUCAAGGUGGAACCACUCAGCAGUGGGAUUCAUGAACUCUGUCUACCAGCUUCCGGGAAAUCCAGGAAGGGUGGAGUAGGCAGCCCUCAGGGCAAGUAAAGGGCCGUUUAAAACCGAAGGAGCAGGCUGAUGAGGAGCCCUUUGGUCCGAGUGAAGUCACCGAUUUGGUGACUGGACAGAAGAACAUAGCCGAGUUCAAAAAUGUCCGAUGCACCUAUACUUUCCAGACUACAGGUGAA
Cottoperca gobio is the source of this 1863-nucleotide messenger RNA. RefSeq names its product lebercilin-like protein. Gene Ontology annotation, biological process: intraciliary transport. The record is from RefSeq and is a predicted model, not a curated record. Gene Ontology annotation, cellular component: axoneme. Lineage: Eukaryota; Metazoa; Chordata; Actinopteri; Perciformes; Bovichtidae.